AUCUUGUAGUUGUGUCUAACUUGGGAGACAAAAAUACUAAAUUUAUUUUCUCACACAAAAUCAGAAGAAAGAGAUCGUUGGAGUUUCCGCCAUCUCUCACAAUUUUCAAACCAAACAAACCAAUAAUAAAUUAAAUCCCCAAAAAAGCUCUCCUCGUUCUUGUCGUCCAUUACACCCUUUAGCUCUCCUUCUCCAUCUCCUUCACCACAUUUGCCUCCAUUUCCUCUCUAUUCUCUUACAUUUCGAUCAACAAUGGUGGCCACCAUAACUCUCUCCAACUCUAUUCUCCUUCGAACUCCCACUACUUCUCCCACAUCUCUUGUCUCACCUCGCCUAAGCGCUUUCUCCUUUUCUUCUCGACUCUCUCUGCUCAAUUCUGGAUCUCAAUCUGUGUUCACCCAUUUGAAGAAUAAGACUAAGAAUGAUAGUUCUUUAAGUCAUUUCAGUGUGUAUUGUUCAUCUUCUGAGGCUGCAAAACAAUCGACUGAAGAGACUCCUAUUGAAUUGAGAUAUGAAGCAUUUCCCACAGUUAUGGACAUAAAUCAGAUUCGUGAAAUUUUGCCUCACAGGUUUCCAUUUCUAUUAGUCGAUAGAGUGAUCGAAUACAAUCCUGGAGUUUCAGCUGUUGCAAUCAAGAAUGUAACAAUAAACGACAACUUUUUUCCCGGGCAUUUUCCUGAGAGGCCUAUAAUGCCUGGUGUUCUCAUGGUUGAGGCAAUGGCUCAGGUUGGUGGUUUGGUGAUGCUGCAACCAGAAGUGGGAGGUUCUCGGGAGAACUUCUUUUUUGCUGGAAUCGACAAAGUUAGAUUCCGGAAACCAGUGAUUGCUGGUGACACUUUAGUUAUGAGAAUGACACUCACAAAGCUGCAGAAACGCUUUGGAAUAGCGAAAAUGGAGGGGAAAGCAUAUGUUGGAGGUGAGGUUGUAUGUGAGGGUGAGUUUUUGAUGGCCAUGGGGUAGUUAAUGACUUCAAACUUUUGUUGUCAAUUCACCGUUGCUACUACUUCAUAUCCAUUUUAUUUUUCCACCAAAUGUCAACCCUCUAGUGAUCUUUCGGGCUUGUUUACCAUUCGAUUUGAGCGUUAGUAAGAGUAUUAAUAAGGACAGUAUUCUUUUAAGAAUUUUGUUCAUUGAAAAGCUAGUUGAUGUUAUUUUAUGCAAUCAAGAAUUUCAUUGCUCAGUUACA
This is a messenger RNA of Cannabis sativa, 1186 nucleotides long. RefSeq lists its product as uncharacterized. Bases 253 to 960 code for a protein of 235 amino acids. The transcript is spliced from 4 exons. Gene Ontology annotation, biological process: fatty acid biosynthetic process. Lineage: Eukaryota; Viridiplantae; Streptophyta; Magnoliopsida; Rosales; Cannabaceae. Gene Ontology annotation, molecular function: hydro-lyase activity. The record is from RefSeq and is a predicted model, not a curated record.